UAUAAAUAUUUCAAAAUUAAAGAUUUUAAGAGGGUUUUAGUUUCUGCUUACCAAGAUGAACCACAUGCUCCGUUCCAGAUCCGUGGCUACAACCGCCGUAAGAUCCAUCAGCUACCUCCGUCAGUCUCCCGCUCUUGUUCACUCACCACUACUCUCCGGCCCCACCGCCACCGCCGCUACUACCCCCGUCCGCCACUUCAGCUCUCCUGCUCCCGGUCAUGCUUUCAACAGCUACCAAAUCAAGCCGCCGACGAACUGGGGAAUCCGUAUCGUGCCGGAGAAGAAGGCGUGCGUGAUCGAGAGGUUCGGGAAAUACGUGAAGACUCUGGACUCAGGGAUUCACUUCCUUGUCCCAGGCGUGGAUCGAAUCGCGUAUGUUCAUUCCCUCAAGGAGGAAGCGAUUCCUAUUGGGAACCAGACUGCCAUUACCAAGGAUAACGUCAGCAUCCACAUCGAUGGUGUUCUUUACGUCAAGAUUGUGAAUCCACAUUUGGCGUCUUAUGGCGUUGAGAAUCCCAUUUACGCUGUUAUGCAGUUGGCUCAGACAACUAUGCGUAGUGAGCUUGGGAAGAUUACUCUUGAUAAGACGUUUGAGGAGCGUGAUACGCUGAACGAGAAGAUUGUGGAAGCUAUUAAUGUUGCUGCAAAAGAUUGGGGUCUUGAGUGCCUUCGUUAUGAGAUUAGGGAUAUCAUGCCCCCUAAUGGAGUGAGGGUUGCUAUGGAAAUGCAAGCUGAAGCUGAACGUAGAAAGAGAGCUCAGAUUCUUGAGUCUGAAGGAGAACGCCAAGCCCAUAUCAACAUCGCUGAUGGUAAGAAAAGUUCUGUGAUCUUGGAAUCAGAAGCUGCAAAGAUAAACCAGGUCAAUCGAGCAUCAGGUGAGGCAGAAGCAAUAAUAGCUAGAGCGCAAGCCACGGCCAGGGGGCUGACCAUGUUGUCUCAAUCCCUCAAUGAAACUGGUGGAGUGGAGGCUGCGAGUAUGAGAGUUGCGGAGCAAUACAUUCAAGCUUUUGGCAACAUUGCUAAGGAGGGUACAACAAUGCUGCUUCCGAGUUCUGCUGCAAAUCCUGCUAACAUGAUAGCUCAAGCUUUGACAAUGUUCAAAAGCCUCGUCCCCAAUGGUGGUAUCCAGGAAACUUCAGCAGUGGAAUCCUCUUCUAAAUCAGCGAAGACGUGUGGUAAAAGAAAGAACUAGGAAACAAUAAUAACUCUUUUGACAUAGGAACAGCUUUUGAGUAUGACAUGAGAAACAGUUAUCUUACCUUUAUUUCUUUUCUGCAACCAGAAAACAGAUGUAAACUCUAGUUUCUGAAAGGAGCUUUUGCACCUGUUUUGGUC
Messenger RNA from Raphanus sativus (radish), 1335 nucleotides. RefSeq lists its product as uncharacterized. The coding region runs from base 56 to 1192 and encodes 378 amino acids. NCBI's taxonomy places the organism in Eukaryota, Viridiplantae, Streptophyta, Magnoliopsida, Brassicales, Brassicaceae. The transcript is spliced from 9 exons. Gene Ontology annotation, cellular component: membrane. The record is from RefSeq and is a predicted model, not a curated record.